Messenger RNA from Achroia grisella, 6050 nucleotides. RefSeq names its product plectin-like. Bases 89 to 5275 code for a protein of 1728 amino acids. The record is from RefSeq and is a predicted model, not a curated record. NCBI's taxonomy places the organism in Eukaryota, Metazoa, Arthropoda, Insecta, Lepidoptera, Pyralidae. Gene Ontology annotation, cellular component: cytoskeleton of presynaptic active zone. The transcript has 17 exons. Gene Ontology annotation, biological process: maintenance of presynaptic active zone structure; regulation of synaptic plasticity; neuromuscular synaptic transmission. Gene Ontology annotation, molecular function: structural constituent of presynaptic active zone.
GCUGCAAUCCCAGAACUCCGACCUCCAACGGGAGCUGGGUAAUCUCAAGAAGGAACUGGAACUGACGAAUCAGAAGCUGGGCUCCAGUAUGCAUAGCAUAAAGACCUUUUGGAGCCCGGAGCUGAAGAAGGAGAGGGCGUUGAGGAAAGAAGAGAGCGCCAAAUACAGCCUUAUUAACGACCAACUGAAGCUGCUCAACCAAGAAAAUCAGAAACAAGCUAUGCUCGUCCGUCAGUUGGAAGAAGAACUCCGUUUGAGAAUGCGACAACCGGCGCCAGAGUUGCAACAACAACUAGAAGCACUAUUCUCCGAGAAUGAACACUUGCAGAGAGAGAUCGCAAUAUUGAGGGACACCAUUAAGGAAUUAGAGUUGAGAAUUGAAACACAAAAGCAGACUCUGCAAGCGAGAGAUGAGAGCAUCAAAAAGUUACUUGAAAUGCUGCAAAAUAAAGGAAUGGGCAAAGAAGAAGAAAGGCAGAUGUUUCAGCAAAUGCAAGCGAUGGCACAAAAGCAGGAGCUCAAGGCGACGGCAGACACGCUGCGGGCGCUGCAGACGCAGCUGGAGCGCGCGCUGGCCGCGGCCGGCCUGCCCGGCGGCAGCGCGGGCGCCACGCUCACCGCCGUGCUCGAGACCAAGGAGGCGCGCAUCGCCACGCUGGAGAGGCAGGUCGCGUUGCUCGAGAGCGAGCUGGCCGCGCUCGUGUCGCCGCCGCCGCCCUCCCUCGCGCCCUCCCACGCCUCGCUUUUCGAUAAAGCCGACCCUCCCUUCAAGAGACAAUUGGACGAGUUUCGCCUGGAGAUCCAGAGGAGAGAUCAGGAGAUUUUGGCGAUGGCAGCGAAGAUGAAAGCUCUGGAGGAACAGCACCAAGAUUACCAGCGUCACAUAGCUGUUCUGAAGGAGUCCCUCUGCGCGAAGGAGGAGCAUUACAGCAUGCUGCAAACAGACGUUGAAGAGUUAAAAGCUCGCUUGGAUGAAAAGAGUAGAGUAGUGGAGAAGAAAACAGCAGCUGCUCUGGCCGCUGCUCAUGAGCUAGCAGAACUCAGAGACCAUUCUGAGAUCAAAGAUCGCAAGAUCAACGUUUUGCAGCGAAAGAUCGAAAACUUAGAAGAUCUCCUGAAAGAAAAAGACAAUCAGGUCGAUAUGGCAAGAGCGAGAUUAAACGCCAUGCAAGCACACCAUUGCUCAUCUGAAGGUGCAUUAUCUUCUUUAGAGGAAGUUAUAGGAGACAAGGAAAAACAAAUACAACAGUUACGCGAACAAAGAGACAGAGCUGAGCACGAAAAGAACGAAGAAAGAGAACUUCACGAAAGAGAAAUUGCGGAAUACAAGAUGAAACUCCAUGGUCUAGAAAGCGAAGUUGAGAAAUUAGGAGCGAGACUUGAAAGAGCCCAGGCAGAGAAAGAUCGACUUGAGGCUAAACUUGAAAGUUCUCAGUCUGAAUUAGGAAAAUCAAAGGCUGAACUUGAUAAAGCGGCAAGUGAAGUUGGAAGGUCAGGAGCUGAUUGGGAAGCAGCCAAACAACGGCUGGCGCGACUUGAGCUUGAGAAUGAGCGAUUGAAACAUGAAUUAGAAAGGUCCCAGACAACAUUCGGUAGAAGCACCUUAACUACGUCUCAGGAACUUGAUAGAGUUCAGGAGAAGGCGGAUAAAUCUGCAGCGGAAUUGAGACGAACACAAGCAGAAUUAAGAGUUACACAGGCCGAUGCUGAAAGAGCUCACUCUGAGGCCAGUGCACUGCAAGAUAAAUUAGAGAAGUCACAAGGUGAGGUGUAUCGUCUUAAAGCUAAACUUGAAAAUGCACAAACUGAACAAGACAGCCUGAAGGAGGAAUAUGAUCGAGUACAAUCAUCUAUAAGCAGACUCCACUCCGAGCGUGACAAAGCAGUGGCCGAAUUGGACAAAGCUCGAGAGGAAUUGGAGCGCACACAGGCCACUCUGGGCAAGGCACAGCUUCAGCAAGACAAACUCCAAGCCUCCCUGGACUCAGCACAUUCAGAGAUUGACAAACUACAGGAGAAGUUAGACAAGUCCGCCGUCGAAGUUAGAAAGCUCCAAGUGGACAGGGAGAAGCAAUCAUACGACUUCGAAUCGCUACAAUCGCAACUCGAUAAGGCGCUCGGCCAGGCUGCCAGGCUGCAGAAGGAGAGAGAUACAGCUCAACUGGAUGCUGAGAGGUUCAGGGACAAACAUGAUAAGGCUCAGGCAUUAGUAGCUCGUAUACAGAAAGAGCGAGAUGGAGCAUUAGCUGACGCAGCCAGCAGCCGUGAAAGGGCCGAAGCGGCCGCCGCUGCUGCCAAUAGAGCCGCCCGAGAUAGAGACAGUGCCGCUACGGAGCUGGACGUGUUGAGAGAACGAUGGGAGAAGGCACACCAACAGCAUCAGAAACUCACGAUGGAGAGAGAUGAUGCACUAACAGAACUUGAAAUAAUGAAAGAAAAACUAGAUAAAGCUCUCUAUUCUACACAAAAAACCAACGAAGAAAAGGAAAAUGCGCACAAAGAAUAUGAAAAAAUGCUUGAAAAGUAUGAUAGAUCUCAAAAUGAAAUUUACCGAUUGCAAAACAAAUUAGAUAUAUUGGAAGCCGACAAAGACCGUAUUGAACUUGAAUUGGAAAAACAAGUUCACGUGGCAACAAAAGCCCGAGAAGAUCAAAGAAAGAUGCAAGACGAGCUGGCUAGAUUACAGGAAAUGUAUGACAGAGCAUCUUUACAAUUAGGCAGGACCAAAGAACAAGAAGAGAAAGCUAAGGAAGACAUGGAUAGGUUGAGUGUUGAUAUUGAUAUGGUUAGAGAAAGGUAUGAAAAGAGUCAGAUAGAGUUGCGAAGACUGCAAGCAGAGAAGGAAAAACUGGUUGCCGAUAAUGAAAGGCUGCAAUUUGAAUAUGAUAGAGCAAUGACUCAGUGUGGUAAAGCACAAGCUUCUAAUGAGAAAACUCAGGAAGAAAUGGCUAGAGUACAAAUUGAACUAGAAAAGAUGUAUGACAAACAUGAUAAAGUAUCUUCUGAAUUAAGACGAGUGCAGGCCGAACUUGAUAAAGUCAAACAAGAUGCUAGUGGAGCGAGGGAAGAAGCAGAGAGAUAUGCGGCACGUUAUGGGAAAUAUCAUGAUACUAAAGAAGAACAUGAAAGAACAAAAUUGGAGGUGGAACGACUUCGCGCACGGUUAGAGAAGACAACAUUAGACUUGGAGCGAGCACGCAAGUCAGAAGAAGAAGUAGUACGUCUACGCUCGGAGCUCGAACGCGUCGAAGGCCUUCGAGGUAAAUACCAAUUCGAACAGGAUAAAUGGACCAACGAGCUGAAUAGGAUGCAGGCAGAGAUCGACAAGCACCGCGAACGGUAUGAAGUGGCACAGGCUGACAUUCAACGCGUACAGUCAGAAAAGGAACAAGCUGAGACCAAGUUACACGAACUAAAUAUACAAUUAGAGUUAUCCAAGAGCGAAGUUGCGAAACUUUCAGGGGCAUUAGAGAAACAGAGAACUGAUCUUGAACGCGCUCAUAUUGAGUGUGAAAAGUUCAGGGAUCGCUGUGAAAAACUUAAGUUACGAUCUGAGCAGUUAGACAAAGAUAACGAGAGAUUGAAGAGCGAGUUGCAACAAAUUGAGAGGAUGAAAUUACAGGCAGUAGCUGGAGAUAAAGCAAGGACUGAGGAUAGAUUGGAAAUUGAACGCCUGCGAGACAAACUGGAAAAAGCUAUCCAAGCAAGAGACUCGACAGAAAUGGAAGCAGGUCGAUUGGCAAAGGAACUUGAGAAAUCUCAAAUGCAUCUUGCCAAAUACCAGGAAACUAAUGAGUCAACGCGUGUAGAAUAUGACAGGAUGACUAACGAAUUAGGGAGAAUGCAUGAGCGCCUUGAACGUACAAUCCUUGAAAUGCGACAGAUUGAACAAGAAAGAGACGCAUUGAGAGCAGAAAUACAGAAUACGAGACGCAAUGUUGAGCAACAACAAAGAACUUUGGACCAUCGAACACAGGAAACUCUAGUAAAACUUCAACAAGAAUUAGCUCAAUCCGUGCGAGACAGAGAAAAAAUGGCUUCUAUAUUAGAACAAAGAGACAAACAAGCAGAUGCUAUUGAAAAACAGAUCGUGAAGUUAGAAGCCGAUACUAAACAGCUUACAAUUGAACGUGAUCAAUUAGUAGCUCAACUAGAAAAGUCGCAGGAUAUGUUAGUUAAUUUCCAAAGAGAAUUGAAUGCUUCGGAAGCCGAAUUACAGAAACAGCGUGAAGAGGUACGCAGAUUAAAAGAAGAACAGAGAAAGAUGGCGCAGGAUUCUGAGCGUGGCACCAAAACCGUCCUCGAAAGUCGCGAUAGAGAAAUUGCUAAAUUACAACAACAGGUCCAAGUUGUUACCAAAGAGAGAGAAACGAUACGACAGCGUGCCGAAAAGGCUGAGAGAGAAGCACAAAAAGCUGGAGAAAUUGAUAAGUGGCGAGCAGCUGUUGAGGCCGAAAAAACCAAAGCAAUCGCAGCUGAAAAAGCUUUAUCUGAAUGCCAGCAGCGCUUACAGUCUCUGGAAAAACAAUUCCAAGCACAACAGCAUCAACUUCAGCAGCUUCAAGCACGGGGACCAUCGGAUGUGCGUGAAGUUCAGAAGCAGCUCGAAUCGGCACAAGCGGAGGCGCGUUCCCUUGCAGUUGAGCGUGAAAGAUGCCAGUCGCAGCUCGAGAUGCUUGUUCAAGAAUUGGAGAAGAGCCAGCUCGAUCUCCACGAAGCGAACAAGAAGCUGCAAGCAGCUGGCGCUCAGAACGCCAAAGCUGGAGACGAUACAGUCCAAGCUAAGAGGCAACUUCAAGAAGAAUUUAAGAAGUUGGAAGACGCGAGAAGACAUUUCGAAGAACAAAGAAGAACGUUUGAGAAUAAGAGGAAAGACGUGGAGGAGAAAGAGAAGUCGCUGACGGAAUUAGAUCGACAGUUGAAGAAGAGAAAAGAGCAAAUGGACCAAAUGGAAGCAUCGUUGAGGAAGGCUGGCGGCAGCGCUGCAGCGGUCACAGAUCUGAACCGCAAGUUGACAGACACACAGAAGGACGCUGAGCAGUUGAAGCAACAGCUGGACCAGAGCAAAGAGGAGGCGAAGCGGCUGACCACAGAAACGGAGAGGCUUCUACAAUUGGUGCAGAUGUCGCAGGAAGAGCAGGCACAGAAAGAAAAGCAGAUUAUGGAUUUGCAACAAUCUGUGAGAAACCUUCAAGCCAAACUCAAAAGUCAGCAACAAGCACAAGCACAAAGAGAAGAGGCUGGACCCGCUGGUUUCCUCAAAAGCUUUUUCUAAGUUAGUCCUUCGCAUCAAGACUGUCAUUAAUUUAUUUGCUCUUUUUAAUUUACAUAAUUAUUUUCCUAAACCGUCGAUUUAUCAAAGUUCCGUGAGCGACAGCUACCGACUCCACGUCUUUCUAAAAUUAUCACAGUUAAGCUUUACAAUUGCAAUUUCGUAAUAAGUAAUGUUAUGGAUAUCUAUAUUGAAUAUAUAUGAAGUGUUCAGAUGAUAAUAAUAACAAAGUCUUGUUGAUGUACUCCGAUAUAAUAUGUACGCAGUACGACCGAGUCUCAGUUCAUUGUAACCAGCACACAACUAAGAUUAAUAAAUUAGUUUAGAGAUAUUUUUAAGUGACGUUUAAAAGUUUUGAACAAAUAAAAAACGUGUUCAGCCGGUAUUAUUUUGUUAAGAAUUGAUAUGAAUAAAAAAAAAAUAUUAUUAUGUAAAACUGUUAUGUGAACAUAUAUCUAGUUAGAUGAUGUAAGUUGUCCACUAAAUAGUCGAUGUUACCCAGCUUUCAUCUUGUUAUGCGAUUAUCAAAUUACAUUUAAAAUUAUUAAAGAAAACAUAUGUUGACCUUUCUCCAGUUAUUUUUGAGUUUACAUUGUUGAUAAUUUGUUGUUGAAGUAAAAAGAAAUACUAUUUCAUUAUUUUAAUUUGUUCUUUGUUUUCAUCUAUUGAUCCCCUGUCGUGUAGGAAGUGAACCGAGGUAAAGAGACAGAGAUAGCAGCUGUAGAUGAGUUAGUUAAAUUAAAGAAAGAAAGAGACGGUUUGAGAUGUAAAUUGGAAG